UGCUGCCGGCUCUAAAUGUUACAGGAAAAGGCAUGGAUUUAUCAACAUCUCUGCUGCUCCUAAGCGUCACAUUUAUUUUCACCUUUAGCAUAUGAACGCAUUAACUCCGAUUACCACGUUGAUAUUGAAAUUAAGACUCUGGACUGUGAGAGAUUAUUCGUUGAGUUUUAUUCUCAGGCUGACAGAUGGCAUGAAACAGAUGGGCGGAAAAUAGGACACGCAAAUACAACGAGACGAAGGCGUUUGUGCUUAUCGAGAGACGCAUAAAGACCGGGGAAUGAUGGUGGAUAACCGGCACGCCACAGCUCUGGUCAUCGCCGGGGUUUUAAGCGUCCUGGCGUCCGUGUAUCUGUCGGUGUCGGUCGGCUCGCCGCACUGGUACCAGUACACGAGCCCGCCGGUGCGCGCGGAGCCCAACGCCACGGAGCUGCGCGCGCUGCAGGAGGAGUUUCUGGAAGGAGAGUUUGACGAGAAAACCGUGAGCGACGCGCUGUUCCGCAUGAACGGGACGCUCGGACUGUGGUGGCGAUGCAUUCAGACGCCCGCUGACGCGCACUGGUACAGAGAACCCGAUCCAAAGAUGGUGAUGGAGUGUGUGAGUUUUACUCUCUCGCAGCAGUUCACUCCAAAAUACAAAGAGCCCGGAAAUCACAACAGUGGAGAAGAUCUGAUACGAUCCUAUCUGUGGCGGUGUCAGUUCCUGCUGCCGCUGGUUUCUCUGGGUCUGGUGGUUCUUGGUGGUUUGCUGGGGUUCUGCGCAUGUCUGUGUGGUAGUCUGACCCCUGCACUCUUUAUUGGGCUUCUACAUCUGCUCGCAGGCCUGUGUUCUCUGGCGACGGUGUGCUGUUUUCUGGCCGGGAUGGACCUUCUGCACCGUGUGUCUGUGUUGCCGGAUCACGUGGAUGGCACGCUGGGCUGGUCGCUGUAUCUGGCGCUCAUCGCGUCGCCGCUGCACAUGAUGGCCGCUGCACUGCUGGUGUGGGCGGCUCGCAGCCACAGUCAGAGCUACUACCGCAUGACUGUGUACAGAGUCGCUUAAAUCAUCAGAGCCACUCCAAUAGAAAAAAUCUCAAAUGAACAGUGACACUAAAUCUAUUGUACAUAAAUGUGGUCUGUGUGUUAAAAAAACCCGACAACUGCUAGUCAGAAAAACAAUCUUGUUCUGAGAAUGUCAGAUGCACUUUCAAGUAAUUUUAAUUCUGGAAAAACCUCUACAAGUGUGUGUGUGUGUGUGUGUGUGUGUGUGUGUGUGUUUGAAUCCAGAUGGGAAUUCAUGAUGAGAGGGUCCAAAAUUCACACUUUGCAACACCUACAGGGGGAUGAAAAGAGAAAAAAUGCACUGGCCAUAAACUGUAUUUUGCAUGAUUUUGGAUUGAUGUUUUGUUCCUGUGACAAUAGGAUAACCAUUUCUCUGAUGGCGAAUUGUGCACUGACGAAGACAUGACAGAUUCUUUAAGGGAAGUUUAUUUAAUAAAUAGCUUUUGGAUAGACUUUUAAACAUUUUUACUUAGACAUUUUUUAUAAAUUAAGUUCUUAACAUUAUCUGCAAACUGGUAAGUAAUUGUGUUUUUAGACGGGACGGCCUGUGUUUGGUGAGUGCUUUGGAGCCUGUUGCAGGUGUAGAGUGACUGUCACUGAUGUUUUUAUGCAUAACUAGUUGUGUGUAACUGAUAAAUAAACAGGAACAGAAUCUUAUCUAAACUCCAGCAACAGCACUCAAAACCAAGAACUGAAGAGUGUGUGUUUUAUAGUUUAACACUGAUAAACUUUCACUCCGCAUUUGUGGCGCAUGCAAUCUGUGAUUUCAGAUUUACACCGUAUUAGAAACGUCAAACAGCUUGACUUCUUGUGUUUUAGCUUUAGUGAAGUAAGACAAAAAGCCAGUAAUUAGUGUGCUGGUUUUAAAUGUAUUAAUGUUAUUUAUUAUUAUAAUUCAUAUUUAUAUAUUUAUUUCUGUACAGUACAUUUAUCUUCAAUAAUUGCUAACAAGUAACAUGUGUGAUGAUGUGUCCAUGCUUGUUGAUGUUGAUUCUGGUUCAUUAAUCAUACUAGAAAUGAAAGGUCAUGUGGGGUGCACUGCAUUAUGGGAUACAGUAUCUCAGGCAGUGCUCUGUUGUGUAACUGCACAUGUUGGUCAGUGUAGCUGGUGAUCUGGGUGUCCAUGCUUAUAAAACCAUCAUCUGUGCACUAUUUACAUAGUGGAUGUAUUCCGAAUAUCAGAUAGUUGGCUGUUUUUUAGACAUGCAGUGUUCCCUGGCAUCAGUAAUAAACUCAUCUUGAGCUCA
Molecule: messenger RNA, 2285 nt
Organism: Cyprinus carpio (common carp)
Lineage: Eukaryota; Metazoa; Chordata; Actinopteri; Cypriniformes; Cyprinidae
Gene: cldnd1a
Product: claudin domain containing 1a
Cellular component (GO): membrane
Source: RefSeq, a predicted model, not a curated record